Messenger RNA from Dictyostelium discoideum AX4, 1470 nucleotides. It is a transcript of the gene CYP522A1, whose product is annotated as cytochrome P450 family protein. Lineage: Eukaryota; Evosea; Eumycetozoa; Dictyosteliales; Dictyosteliaceae. The record is from RefSeq and is a predicted model, not a curated record. The transcript has 4 exons. Bases 1 to 1470 code for a protein of 489 amino acids.
AUGAUAUUAACUAUAGUAAUAAUAAUUUUAACAGUAAUUUUUGUAAAUAAAUAUUUAUUAAAUAAUGGUGGUAAAAAUGAUUUACGAAAAGUACAAGGUCCAUUCAAUUUACCAUUAUUAGGUGCAUUAUAUGCAUUUGAUAAAGAAAGAUUUCAUAAAAGUUUUGAUAAAUUUUAUGACAAAUAUAAAGAUUUUUAUUUCAUUAAAUUUGGUCAACAUGAUUGUAUUGUUUUAAAUUCACCAAAAUUAAUUAAACAAGUUGUAAUAGAACAAAGUGAUAGUGUUUUCGAAAGAUUUCAUACACCAUCAAUUAAAAGAUACGCUCAAGGUAAAAGUAUUUUAGGAUGUAGUCCUGAUGAAUGGAAAAAGUUAAGAUCAUUCAUUGUAAUUUCAUUUUCAAAAAAUAAAAUGGGUCAACAAGUAUUGGAUAAAAUAUUUCAUACUCAAUAUUUAAAAUUUGAAAAUCAUAUUAAAAAAUUAAUCAAAUCAAAUAAUAAUAUCGUUACAUUGGAGCCUGAAUUUAAAAGACUUACAAUUAGUAUUAUUUUCAAUUUUCAAUUUGGUACAGAUUUAGAAUUUACUGAUCCAUUAAUUGAUUCUUUAUUAGUGUGUACUGAAAAAAUAAUUGCAAGUUGUCAAAAAGCAUCAGAUUUAAUGCCAAUAUUUGAAAUAUUUACAAGUUAUAAAGAUAUUGAUGGUGUAGUUAAAGAAAUGUAUGCAUUGGUUAAACCAUUUUUAGAGAAAUAUUUAAAACAACACGACAGAAAUAAUCCAAAAUGUGCAUUAGAUCAUAUGAUAAAUUGUAUAUUAGAUCAAGAUGAACCAAAAUUAAUUACAUAUGAACAUUUGCCACAUUUCUUAAUGGAUAUGUUUAUAGGUGGUACUGAAUCAACUGCUAGAACAAUGGACUGGUUUACAUUAAUGAUGACAAAUAGAAAAGAGAUGCAAGAUAGAAUACGUACAGAAUUAUUAGAUGUUGGUAUUAGAUUACCAGUUUUAGUUGAUAAACAAAAGUAUCCAUUGUUAAAUGCAUCAAUUAAAGAAAUUCAUAGAUUAAGACCAAUUCAACCUAUUAUUGCUUCACGUGUUGUUAAUGAUCCAAUUGUUUUAAAACAUGAAUGUAGUGCCAAAGGUGAAAGUUAUACUAUUCCAGUUGGUACAUUAAUCAUACCAAAUGCACAUUCAUUCAACUUUGAUCCACAAUAUCACAAAGACCCAUUAACUUUCAAUCCAAAUCGUUACAUUGGUGAUAAUCCUGAAAUCCUUCAUAUGACAUUUGAUAUUGGUAUUAGAACAUGUCCAUUCAUGUCAUUUGCUAUCGAUGAAUUGUUUAUUAUAUUCUCUAGAUUAUUCCAGUCUUUUGAAUUCCAACCAAUUGACAAUACACCAAUAUCAGAAGAAGCUUUUACAAUUAAUUCAAUUAGACCAAAACAAUGGUCAUGUCAAGUAAUUGAAAGAGAUCAUAAAUAA